AUGUUUAUAGAUUUUUGUUUGAUUUUAUUAACAUUUGUUAAUAAUGACAGUGGAAAAAGUUGUUAUAAUCAAACAUUAAAACAAAAUGGUGAAAAAGCUACCUAUUAUGUUAAUCGUGCAUUAUGUUAUAUAAAAUUAAAACGAUGGGAUAAAGUAUAUCAAGAUGUUCGUCAUAGUCUUGAUCUUGAUCCAAAUUAUAUCAAAGCUCACGCUUAUUUAGGUCAAUAUUAUAUUGAACAACAACAAUAUGAUGAAGCAAUAACAUGUUUUAAACGAGCACUUGAAUUAUGCAAAAUUCAAAAUAAAAAUUUUGGUAAUGAAAUUCAAAGACUUUUACACUAUCCACAAAAAUGUCGUUUUUCAUUAAUGGAACAAAACCGUAUUGAAAAUGACAAUAGUUUACAAACAUAUCUUCAUUCAUUAAUACAAACAGAUAAAGAACGACGUAUGCAAUUAUGUAUUGAAAAAUAUUUAGAAGAUAAUAAAGUUAAUAUAAAUAAAUAA
This is a messenger RNA of Rotaria sordida, 504 nucleotides long. NCBI's taxonomy places the organism in Eukaryota, Metazoa, Rotifera, Eurotatoria, Philodinida, Philodinidae. The record is from the annotation of a GenBank genome assembly.